AACAUACGAGAUCUAGUGCUCGGGAAGCUUUUGACGGUGGCUGGAGUUUCUGCUCUUCUUUCUUCGCCAAUGCGUCUUCCUGGUAUUCUCUCUGAAGAAUCUGAAGACAUUGUUGGGCUUCUGCAUUUGAUGCUAGUUUUGACUUCUUUUGCCGCUAAAGACAAUUUUGAAGCAAGAGACAUGGUUUUUGGUAGGAUCACUGAGCUUUUUACUGCUGCAUCGAGCCGAUUUUCAGCGGGAACGCAACCUUCGGUGCCGUAUAUGCCUACUGGUUCAUCACCAGAUGUAGGAACCUCAGCGCCAGAUUCCACCAGUUUUGGGAAUGCUGGACGAAAGAACAGUCUGAGACACUCAGCGUCUCUCCAAGAUUUCUCUUCAUACCAUGGGUUUGAUCCUGAAGAAUCCAUUCUUCCUCGGGAAACUGACUCAAGUGCUAAACGGCAAAACAUAUCAUGGGGACAAAAUGGAGCUAGUUUGUCUAAGGAAAAGGGAGGUAUACCGAACGGGACCAACCCAUCUACACGCCGUAAAUUGUUCCGUGCUGUUAUGAUCGUUAUGUGCUUGCUUCUGUUUGCGUUUCUGGUGUAUAUAGUCUCCAUGUAUAUUUAUACAAACUGGUCCCGAGGAGCAGCAAGAUACUAUGUUGUGUUUGACUGCGGAAGCACAGGGACUCGGGCUUAUGUGUACCAGGCAUCUAUAAAUUACAAGAAAGAUAGUAGUCUCCCCAUAGUUAUGAAAUCUUUGGCAGAAGGUAUCUCUAGAAAGUCUAGUGGCCGUGCUUAUGAUCGGAUGGAGACAGAACCCGGGUUUGACAAGCUUGUCAACAACAGAUCAGGCUUGAAAAAAGCGAUUAAACCCCUUAUUCAGUGGGCAGAGAAGCAAAUCCCCAAGCAUGCCCAUAGAACCACGUCUCUCUUCGUAUACGCAACAGCGGGUGUCCGGAGGCUCCGUGCUUCUGAUUCAAGCUGGCUUCUAGGUAAUGUGUGGUCUAUACUGGCGAAGUCGCCCUUCACUUGCAGGAGGGAGUGGGUUAAGAUCAUCAGUGGUACAGAGGAAGCUUAUUUUGGAUGGACCGCUCUUAAUUACCAAACAAGCAUGUUAGGAGCCUUACCCAAGAAGGCAACAUUUGGUGCACUUGACUUAGGUGGCUCAUCAUUGCAGGUAACCUUUGAGAAUGAGGAGCGAACGCAUAAUGAGACCAACCUAAAUCUCAGAAUUGGGUCUGUUAACCAUCAUCUUAGUGCUUAUUCUCUCGCGGGAUAUGGUCUUAAUGAUGCGUUUGAAAGGUCCGUUGUUAAUCUCUUGAAGAGGCUACCAAAUGUCAAUAAAUCUGAUCUGAUUGAAGGAAAGCUGGAAAUGAAACAUCCUUGCUUGAAUUCUGGAUACAGUGGACAGUACACGUGUUCUCAGUGUGCUCCCAGUGUCACAAGAGGUAAAAAAGGGAAGUCAGGAGUUCCUAUCAAGCUCGUUGGUGCUCCUAACUGGGGAGAGUGCAGUGCACUGGCAAAAAUUGCUGUUAAUAGCUCUGAAUGGUCAAACACAAAACAUGGAAUUGAUUGUGAUUUGCAGCCUUGCGCUCUUCCUGAUGGUUACCCUCGUCCUCACGGUCAGUUCUAUGCCGUAUCCGGAUUCUUCGUGGUGUACCGGUUCUUCAAUUUAAGUGCUGAAGCUUCCCUUGAUGAUGUAUUGGAAAAGGGUAGGGAAUUUUGUGAAAAGGCUUGGCAAGUUGCCAGAACAAGUGUUUCUCCACAACCCUUCAUUGAACAGUACUGCUUUAGAGCACCAUACAUAGUCUCCCUGUUACGGGAAGGUUUAUAUAUUACAGAUAAGCAAAUCAUAAUCGGGUCUGGGAGUAUAACUUGGACACUUGGAGUGGCUCUACUAGAAGCAGGGAAGGCUCUAUCUUCUACAUUGGGACUAAAGAGUUACGAGACUCUGAGCAUGAAGAUAAACCCAAUAGCCCUUAUAUCUCUUUUGCUCGUCUCAUUGCUUGUGCUUCUCUGUGCGCUAUCACGCGUCAGCAAUUGUCUGCCAAGAUUCUUUAGAAAGUCCUAUCUCCCACUUUUUAGACACAGUAGCGCCUCAGCUUCCUCUGUUCUUAACAUACCGACUCCCUUCAGAUUCCAGCGAUGGAGUCCUAUGAGUACAGGGGUAAAGACACCGUUGAGUCCAACAGUGCGGGGAUCACCGCGUAGGCCAUUUAGUUUUGGAAGCAGCAUACAGCUCAUGGAAUCUUCAUUGUACUCAUCGAGCAGCUGCGUUAUGCAUAGUUAUUCAUCUGAUAGCUUAGGGGAUAUGCAAGGUGACAGCGGUAGUUCCUUCUGGUCCUCCCCUCGCAGGAGUCAAAUGCGUCUCCAAAGCCGGAGAUCACAAUCCCGAGAAGAUCUUAGUUCGUCGCUCGCUGAUUCACACAUGCUCAAGAUGUAGGAGGAGAAGACGCUUUUUGGUACGGUUUUAUUUUUCUAUCACUUCCACACCUUUCCAGGCUGUUUCUCUUUUCCAGUAUCAUAGAAUCUAAAGGAAAACUUCAUGAGAGCAAAAAAAAUCGCUGUUUCUGUUGACUUGUAAUUCUUUCUUAUACCAUAGAUACUUAUAUGAUUACUAAUUUAACCACAAUUCAACUAUCUAUCACUCUCUUCCUCUUUACCCUUCUACUUGCAUUUCCCCAAAUUCUUUCUUGUGUAGACGCACAGUUUCCUGGUGUUUGAGCAGCUAGAAAGAGAAGAAUCCAUCCCCGGAUUGCGUUUCAGACAGAUUGGUUUAUGUUUCAAGCCUUUUUCAAGAAUGUCCUCGUCUUGGAUUGUGGAGCUCAAAAUCCUUUGGGGACCAUCGUUUGUGGUUGGCAUUUAGAUAUACAGAGCAAUCAGAGUAACUAUCACCUAAACAAGUUACUUAUCUUGCUAUGAUCACAUUUUCAUAUAUAUGGAUUAGAUUUUUUGCAUAUUGGUAUCAGAAUCUUUUAGUUUGAAAUCCAUAGAUUAUUUUUCAUUCAACGC
This is a messenger RNA of Thlaspi arvense, 2996 nucleotides long. The record is from the annotation of a GenBank genome assembly. NCBI's taxonomy places the organism in Eukaryota, Viridiplantae, Streptophyta, Magnoliopsida, Brassicales, Brassicaceae.